UAAUAAUUUAAUAAUUAGUCUAAAGAGCACUUGAUACAAUGAUUUUUAAGAGAAAGAGAAAGAAUUUGGACAAUGUUGGACUUGAUAGAAAGAGGACCUGCACUGAGUUUAUGUUCAAGCCACCAUCUUCUUCAGGCAGUUCAGGAGGCGUAGCAGCAUCGUUCAAUAAUUUUUAUGAUUCCAGCUUCGCCUCUGUUGACCUGAAGGAAGAAAAGUUGGAGACCCAAUUGAGCAAGAGCCCUCAGAAGAAGAAGCUGAAGAAGAGGCAGGUAAAGACGAUCAAGAGGAGUAAAGAUGAAGCUGAGUACAAGGCAAUCGUAAAAGAUUCCCCAGGAACUAAAAGGCAAACCCGAAGAAAAAGGAGCAAACCCCAAAUUGCAGGAGAGUGUGUUGGCAUGCUUGGUGAAGAAGAGAAGAUGCUCCAAAUAGCUCUCAGGAACUCUCUCAGGCAGAAGCAAAUAUCCUCCUUUAUCCCUUUGCAUGAGAUUGAAGAAAUGAAGGUUUACAUGCCUUCUGAGGAAGAAUUCAGUGAUCCGAUACAGUAUAUCGAAAAAUUAUAUGCUGAAGGAGCUCAUGAGUACGGGUGCGUAAAAAUCAUCCCUCCUACUACCUUUUCGCCUCCAAACCCGAUGGACAAGAGCUCUUCAAAGAGGAUGCCUACAAAGCUCCAGACUGUUCAGGAGUUGUCUCAGGCUAAGCCCUUUGACCCCAACGACGAAGGUCUAACCUUCCAAGAAUUUAUUGAGAAAGACCCAGGAUCAGACAAAUUCAAGCACCUCAUUGAUUCAAAAGACUACGAUCAAGUCGAACGCAACUUCUGGAACUUCAUGGAGAACCCUGACAGUGAGACGAUCAACAUCGAAUAUGCUUCAGAUCUCAAGAGCGAUGAAUUCACGCGCAAAGAAGCUACUGAAGAUAUUCUGUAUAGUGAACAUCCCUGGAAUAUGAACAAACUUCACUUGCAGAACAACUCCCUGCUUCAGUUCUGCCAAGAUAAGUAUAUCUCAGGGAUCACGAAGUCCUGGCUAUAUGUAGGCAUGAUGUACGCCUCCUUCUGUUGGCACUACGAAGAUCUGAUGAUGUACUCCCUCAACUACAUGCACGAAGGUGAAGGAAAGAUAUGGUACUCUAUCCCAGACUAUCACAGAGAGAAAUUCGAGAGACUUGUGAAAGAUAAACUAGCCUCGAGGUUCAGUGAAGAUCCUAACAUUCUCAUGGACAUCAACGUCAUGCUGAAUCCUGCUUACCUGGUUGAAAAUGGAGUCCAUGUGUACCGAACUCUCCAAAAACCGGGAGAAAUUAUCUUGACUUUUCCUGGAUCUUACCACCAAGGCGUCUCUGUCGGGUUCAAUAUUGCUGAAGCUGUCAAUAUUGCUUGUCCUAGCUGGCUCGAAUAUAUAAAUAAAGCACUGGGCAUCUACAUGGCUACGAGAGAGAAAGUCCCAGUCUUCCCAGUUGACUGGAUGUUGAUUGAAUGCGCAAAAAACAUAAACCACUAUAAGUUUGAUCCAGAGCAGCGUGCUAAGCUAAAACAUACUUAUUACGAAUGGCUCCUGAAAGAGCAAACUGAAAGAUCACUUGUUGCCUCACACUACCAAGACAAGGAGAGGUUCCAUAAGGAGAAUGUUUGGCUCAUGCCAAACAGGAGGGAAGUGGGUGAAGAUACCUUUGAGUGCUUCUAUUGAGUAAAUCUCUGUUAUGCAUCCCUUAUCCAAUGUAAGAAUUGUGGUAAAAAUUACUGUAUCUCUCACGAACUUCAUUGUGGGUGCCCAAAAGAUCAGAUCAGAAUGUUAUACAGGUAUACUACCCAAGAACUCCAAUCCUUUUAUGACCAUAUUUAAGACUCUAAAAGAUUUCUAUUUUUGA
Molecule: messenger RNA, 1866 nt
Organism: Moneuplotes crassus
Lineage: Eukaryota; Ciliophora; Spirotrichea; Euplotida; Euplotidae
Source: the annotation of a GenBank genome assembly